Molecule: messenger RNA, 876 nt
Organism: Mangifera indica (mango)
Lineage: Eukaryota; Viridiplantae; Streptophyta; Magnoliopsida; Sapindales; Anacardiaceae
Product: transcription factor MYB1-like
Exons: 2
Coding region: 82-876 (264 amino acids)
Source: RefSeq, a predicted model, not a curated record
UGUGACCACUUCAAUGAUGGGAAAAUUGUUGUAGUACUAUCGUGUUGUUUUUUAUUAGCUUCCCUGAUCUCUUAAAGAAGAAUGGGAAGAGCCCCGUGUUGCUCAAAGGUGGGUUUGCGUACAGGUCCAUGGAAUGCAAAAGAAGAUACUUUGCUAAUUAAUUAUAUUCGGGCACAUGGUGAAGGCCACUGGAGAGAUUUGCCUAAAAGAGCUGGAUUGCUUAGAUGUGGGAAAAGUUGCAGGUUAAGAUGGAUGAAUUAUCUGCGACCAGAAAUUAAGAGAGGAAACAUUUCUUCUGAUGAAGAAGACCUAAUUAUCAGGCUUCAUUCUCUCAUUGGUAAUCGUUGGUCUCUCAUUGCAAAAAGACUUCCAGGCCGAACUGACAAUGAGAUUAAAAACUAUUGGAAUUCCCAUCUUAGUAAGAGAGUGGAAACUAGUAAAGUAACUCAAACAAAAGCAGCAAGAGCGGUUAAGAAAAAGCAUCAGCCCACCAAUGGAAAGAAACAUAAGAGGAAUUACAAGGACAACAAGGACAAUACUACUUCAAACGAAGAAAUUACAACGACCAAAAUUUAUCUCCCCAAGGCAGUUAGGGUUUCCCCAUAUUCUUUAGGGUUUCACCAUACAAACCCAUAUGCAUGGUGGCCUGAUCUUUUGAAGGAAGAAGCCGAUAAUAAUUCUGAGGUGGGCGGUACUUGUAGCAAUGGAGAUCAGCUAGAACAUAGUCUUGAUAAUAGUGGAAGUGAUUUUUCAUUCUUGGAUUUUGAACCUAUUGAAGGUAACAUGCUAGAUGAAAUAAUUGGGGAAUAUCAGCAGCUUCUCAAUUUUGAUGAAAACGUCCAACUAGAAUCCUCAGAGGAUUCCCUUUCUGUUUAG